UUUAAUCCAAGGCCGUUAAAUAUUUAAAAAAAUAUGAUUGCUUUAAUUUUAUUUUUAUUUUGACAGUAUGAUGACAAUUGACAGUAUUUAUUUGACUUUGAUGUGAGAUGGUUUCGGUUUUGUAUAAUUUACAGUGAUUUGGAUAUUUCGAAUAUAAAAAUGCUAUUCCUAAACAUUUUUGGGCUCACGUAUCUCCUGCCUAUAGUAUUUCAUGUCAUACUCUCAAUACAAUUUUCGGAGGGGUCUAAAGCAGAAUAUGUUACAUGUGGUACAAUUUUGAAACUUGUGAAUACGGACCUUCGCCUUCGCUUGCACUCGCACGAUGUGAAAUACGGUUCUGGUUCUGGUCAACAGUCGGUGACAGGCGUGGAUAUAUCCGAUGAUCAUAAUAGCCACUGGUUGAUAAGAGCGCCCAUGGGCGAGAAGUGUAAGAGAGGUGAACCCAUCAAGUGUAACACAGUUGUAAGACUGCAACAUGUUGCCACCAAGAAGAAUCUGCACUCUCAUUAUUUCUCAUCACCACUGUCUGCUAACCAAGAAGUGUCAUGCUAUGGUGAUGAUGUUGGUGAAGGUGACAGCGGAGACAACUGGACAGUAGUUUGUAAUAAUGACUAUUGGAGAAGAGAUACACCAGUAAAGCUGAAACAUGUGGAUACAGCAUCAUUCUUAGCUGGAUCAGGAAGGACUUUUGGACGUCCAAUCAGUGGCCAAGGAGAGAUUGUGGGUGUUAGCUCCCAAUAUGGAGCAUAUACAGACUGGCAAGCCAAAGAAGGUCUUUUUGUGCACCCUAGUGACCCAUUGCCCCACCAACAGCACGCUAUACAUUCUGAAUUAUAAUAGUCUAGUUUAUAGGCAACAGUGUGAUAACCAAUUUAAUUAUGCUAUAGGUAUUGAUAGAUUUAGUAAUUUAUGAAAUAUGCCUAUUUACUUCUGCUCAAUUACCUAUUUACUUCUUUUUUUACUGUAUCACUAUAGUGCAAGAUGUGACUCACUGACAUCACUGUUUGGUUCUAAGAAAUUACUUGUCUAGAAUGGUUAUAUGUCACUUAAAAUUAUAUUAAAUGAGGUAA
This is a messenger RNA of Diatraea saccharalis (sugarcane borer), 1070 nucleotides long. The record is from the annotation of a GenBank genome assembly. NCBI's taxonomy places the organism in Eukaryota, Metazoa, Arthropoda, Insecta, Lepidoptera, Crambidae.